AUGGCCAUGAAGAUGAUUUGCUCGGUUCUGCUGUCGCUGGCAAGCUUGGCAGCCUCCCAGACUUGCUGGGCGGGCAUUCCAUCCAGCAUCACCGCCACACCAGGAAUGACGGUGAAGACGAUGACCACCGUCGCCGCCUGCACAACAACCACCAUGACAACCACCACAACUACAACUACCACAACCACCACAACCACAACGACCACCACAACCACCACGACCACAACAACCACCACAACCACAACGACCACCACGACCACCACGACAACGACCACCACCACCACGACCACCACGACCACCACGACAACGACCACCACCACCACGACUACAACAACCACGACCACGACAACCACCACGACCACCACCACCACCACAACUUCAGCCCCGAACUGCGGAGCUGUAACGUACAUGGGCGGUGAGUUUUCGGGUGCCACAGCCGCCUCAGGGUGCACCGACCUCGCCUACGGAUCAAACUGCUCAGUGACCAUCGCGGCCCAGACCGGCAGUUUGGCCAAAUGCCUUGCAGCUGGCACAUACACCUUUGCAUGCCCUGAGGCGGCUGGCGGGCAGACCUUCCUCAUGGCUACGGAGGCCUACCUGCAGUGCAAGGUCUGCGCCGCGAGCUUCACUGAUACCAACGACGGCACCGGAGUCUACUCAGGCAUGCUGUACUUCGGGCAGAACAUGCUGAACGGGGUUGUGGACGAGGCCCGUCUCGUGACUUCUGACUUCGUGUUGCGAACUUCGUGA
Molecule: messenger RNA, 750 nt
Organism: Symbiodinium natans
Lineage: Eukaryota; Dinophyceae; Suessiales; Symbiodiniaceae
Source: the annotation of a GenBank genome assembly